Lodderomyces parapsilosis is the source of this 1053-nucleotide messenger RNA. RefSeq lists its product as uncharacterized. Gene Ontology annotation, cellular component: plasma membrane. Bases 1 to 1053 code for a protein of 350 amino acids. The record is from RefSeq and is a predicted model, not a curated record. Lineage: Eukaryota; Fungi; Ascomycota; Pichiomycetes; Serinales; Debaryomycetaceae. The transcript has a single exon.
AUGUCGGAGAUCAAAACGAAGAGACCGAGAGUCAGAUUCCAAGUGAUACACUACUACCUAAUCCCAAUCGUAGCAUUGAUUGUUUGGUGGGGCAUGUUGAUUGCGAUGCUCAUAUGUUGGGGAGUACAAGGACAUCCCAUUUACUCAUUCAUGAACGGAGAAUACCAGAGUCCAGUAUACUUGUCUGAUAUUGGGGCCACCAACUUACAACCACUUUUCAUUAGUUGUGCCGGGUUCCAAGCCAUAUUCUUUGUCGGUACAUUAAUAGCGGGGAUGUUUUUAAGAAAAACCAACCGAAUUCAACCAUACAUUAGCUAUCAUCAACCACGAUUAGCAAUUGCCAGUAUCAUAUUAGCCAUCAUUGGGCAGUUGGGUAUCUUGUUUGUCUCCAUAUUCAACACAAAAAAUUUCCAUUCUGUCCAUCUCACCAUGGUUGGUAUAUUCAUCGCAUUUAUAUUCUUUUCUUGCUGUUGUGAUUUUGGUGUUAGUUUUAUAUUUGGAACUCGUCCAAGCUUGCUCGAUCCUGUUCAUGAAACGGUAAUUUUCGGCAAUGGUAGGUUAUCCAAUUUGUAUUUCCUAAGUUUUGUUUCAAAAAUUGUGUGGUUGGUAGUGGCAAUUGUGUUCGCGGCAUGUUUCGGUUAUUACAUGAAGCAUGGCGAUGACUCCUUAUCGGCCAAGUUUGAAUGGUGUAUUUGUUUCUGGUAUGGCUUCCUUUUGGUGUUGUGGUCAAUUGAUAUGGUCCCCAGUGCAAUUAGGAAAUUUAGAUCAAAACACCCAGAAUUGUAUCAAACAAACCAAUACGAUUAUGAAAAGCAACUGGUGGGGGCAAAUUGGGAAGACGAUUUACACAAUCAUGCCAGGAAUCAAUCAUCUAUGAUUGAUGAUCAACCGACAUUUGUCAACUCUCCAAUCAUGCAAAAUCAACAAUUGGCACAGCAACAGUAUCAACCAAUGGCCCAAGGAAAUGAAAUACCUGCAAAUGCUGCUUAUAGUAGACAGGAAGGAGUAGGAUACACUUCAGCACCACAACAGGCUUACACGGUUGCAAGAUGA